This is a messenger RNA of Nyctereutes procyonoides (raccoon dog), 3181 nucleotides long. Its product is annotated as glycosyltransferase-like domain-containing protein 1. Gene Ontology annotation, molecular function: glycosyltransferase activity. The record is from RefSeq and is a predicted model, not a curated record. The transcript has 12 exons. The coding region runs from base 790 to 2157 and encodes 455 amino acids. Lineage: Eukaryota; Metazoa; Chordata; Mammalia; Carnivora; Canidae.
UCCACAUCACACCCUAACUCUCCCAAGUUGCAGUUUUAAAACGAAGUUACCAGACUUCCAGUUACAUGUGCAUUAUCUGCCUUCUCCUGACUCCUUUAACCCACAAGCUCCUUCCAAAUGGAAAAUCUUUCAGUUCGAAAUCACAGAGAUUUAAAUGCGGAAGGGACAAAUUCCUCAUUUUACAGAUAAGAAAACAAGAGACCUAAAAGGUCCUGGUGCUUUUUCUACUAUGGAUUCUAUCAAUCUAACCAAGUAUUUCAUCCAGGGAGUGAGGUUAGGUUGCAGGGAAAAAAAACAUCCAGAACUUGUGAAUUGUAAGCCCAAACAGAAAACGGCAUUCCUUUAAAGUUUAGAGUGUUAAUUAAUACACUGUCAUAAGGAGAAAAGUAGAGGCCACCGUGCGACUCGAAGGUGGUCACCACCGCUCUCUCUUUGUGCUUUUUAGUUCCUCAAUGCGAUUUCACGUAAGUGUGGACGAGCAAUUCCUCAAUACCCAACAUGCAUCUUAAGUGUGUGGAGGAGUCCGAGCCGAAAGGACAGACGCCGUGUAGGUGAAGGAGAGCCUGAGCCUCCCGCAGCGAAAGGAGGACGCGUGGGCGAAGCCGACGUGGCAGCAGAGGUGCGAGCUGCAGACCAGGUACCUCUGCAUCAGUCAGAUUGGAUAUAUGUGGAGAGAAAUCAGUACAUCUGGAUCAUCAGGUUGUGCUUUUAAGAAGACUAUAGGGAAGAACGAUUUUCUUCUUGCCACAAAAGUUGCAAUAGAAGAUCUGUGAAGGCUUGAAAAGGCCCAUGAGUCUUCUCAUCAUUGAGGCGUUCUAUGGAGGGUCCCAUAAACAGCUGGUGGAUCUGCUCAAAGAAGAGUUAGAAGACUGCGUCCUUUAUACCCUUCCUGCAAAGAAAUGGCAUUGGAGAGCGCGGACAUCAGCUUUAUACUUCUCCCAGAAUAUCCCCAGCAGCGAACGGUACAGGAUCCUCUUUGCAAGCUCAGUGCUGAACCUGACCGAACUGGCUGCCCUUCGGCCUGACCUUGGAAAAUUGAAAAAGAUUCUGUACUUCCAUGAGAACCAAUUGGUAUAUCCUGUCAAGAAAUGUCAAGAGAGGGAUUUCCAAUAUGGUUACAACCAAAUUCUCUCAUGCCUGGUGGCUGACGUGGUGGUAUUCAACUCGAUUUUUAACAUGGAGUCAUUUCUCACCUCUAUUGGAAAAUUUAUGAAGCUGAUUCCUGAUCACAGACCCAAGGAUCUGGAAAGCAUCAUCAGACCUAAGUGCCAAGUUAUUUACUUUCCCAUCAGGUUUCCUGAUGUGAGCAGAUUCAUGCCCAAGCACAAAACAAUCCAUUUACAGAAGAUUCUCGGCCUUAAAGGAAGUGGUGGCACUGCUCCAUCCGCGGCCCUUCCUUUCCAACACGAGCAGAAAGGUUCUGAGAAUUUAUUGAAGAAUUUUAAUUCAGAGUCUGGACCUUGCAAUGCUGCACAACAAGAAAACCCGGGUAGCUCAUUAACACAGGAGUCAGCCUUGAGAACGUGCAACUCAUCAGAUAAUUCAAGCUCUCACCUGAAGGAAAAUAAACAAAAUACGACUUUUCAUCCCUGUGACAUUUUGGGUGGAACCGAUGAUCCGCAGAGACCACUGCACAUCGUGUGGCCUCACAGGUGGGAGCAUGAUAAAGAUCCGGAGAGUUUUUUUAAGGUAUUAAUGCACCUUAAGGAUUUAGGACUCAAUUUCCACGUGUCUGUCCUUGGAGAAACCUUCACAGAUGUCCCAGAUGUAUUUUCAGAGUCCAAAAAGGCAUUGGGAUCGUCUGUCAUACACUGGGGCUACUUACCCAGCAAAGAUGACUAUUUCCAAGUACUGUGCAUGGCCGAUGUUGUCAUCUCAACAGCUAAGCAUGAAUUCUUUGGAGUGGCAAUGCUGGAAGCUGUCUAUUGUGGUUGUUACCCACUUUGUCCCAAAGAUUUGGUUUAUCCCGAAAUAUUUCCAGCUGAAUAUCUGUAUUCUACACCUGAACAGCUUUCAAAAAGGCUCCAGAAUUUCUGCAAGAGACCAGAUAUUAUAAGAAAACAUCUUUAUAAGGGCGAAACGACUCCUUUCUCCUGGGCAGCUCUACAUGGGAAAUUCAGGUCUCUGCUUACAACAGAACCUAGGGAAGAUUUGUGACAGAUGGGGCUAAGUCACAAACUUGCAGCCUAAGGCGGAAUCUGUAGAACUUUCCAGAGUGUGCCCAUAUUUACCUGAUCAGAGAGAAAAGAAAAUCUGCAGAGGAAGCUGAGCCUGGCUGCUUGUCAUAGCUGACACAGAGCCAUCUGCCACAAACCUGUGGCGGCUUCAGAUCUCCCAUCCCUGCCACCACCCCAACUCAAAUUAAAUACAGAUUCCCAGAGACGUUAUGAUGGUUACACAUGUCCUCGGCAUCACAUGGAGGAGACUGUUCAAAAAAAAAAAAAUAUGUGGCCUGUUGUAUAACCGCACUCAUGUAUCCCAUAUGUGGUGCCACAUUGAAUUUCCGGUUGAAUCCGUUUUUAUCCUUUGUACUGGAUGACAUGGUGCCUGAAUUCUUUCUUUCUGCCGACGCGAUGGCAGCCAAACUGCAGCUUCAAAAGCUCGCGCUUGGCUGGGUUUCUGCCCAGGUUGCCAGGUUGUCGUGGAGCCUCCUGGUGUCCUCGCUGGGCCGGGGCAUGAGCGGGGGCCGGGGGGCUCGAGCACGGUCAUCCCAGCGAAGGGAUGAUGCUCCGGCACCAGGGGUCUGUAAGUGAGGGUCUUGAUAAGGGGUCCGGCAGGUAGUCCCAUGACUCACUGAGUCACACUGGCAUCUCACUGAUUUAAAGUUGCGAGAUAAACAGCUGUCAUUCGGACAAACAUGGGAAACACACUCGGUGUGGCCACCUCGCCCAGAAAAUGAACACUGAGAUACUUGCUUUAAUUUUUUAUUUUUAUUUUUUUCCUACCCCUCCACCCCCGGGGGUAAAAAAACCAGAGAAAUCAAAAUACCUCUACCAAAGCAAUGAUUUUGAUAUAAAGGUUCCCUCAAAAAUAUUUGCAUCCAGCUACAAAUAUAAUCUUUUCAAGAUAAAUCACUUGUGAUUCCAAUAGUCAAGCUGCCGUAUUUGUUGAUAUAAAGAUGUUUUUGGAACGGCUAGAUUGUAAAAUAAAUUUUUAAUAAAGUGCCUACUGCAAUUUUUAA